Molecule: messenger RNA, 3419 nt
Organism: Helicoverpa armigera (cotton bollworm)
Lineage: Eukaryota; Metazoa; Arthropoda; Insecta; Lepidoptera; Noctuidae
Gene: Abd-b
Product: homeobox protein abdominal-B
Exons: 6
Coding region: 472-1533 (353 amino acids)
Biological process (GO): proximal/distal pattern formation; anterior/posterior pattern specification; regulation of transcription by RNA polymerase II
Cellular component (GO): nucleus
Molecular function (GO): DNA-binding transcription factor activity, RNA polymerase II-specific; RNA polymerase II cis-regulatory region sequence-specific DNA binding
Source: RefSeq, a predicted model, not a curated record
GCGCGCGCCGGCUGUAAUUUCGCGGUGGUCGCGGCGCGCAGGCGUUUACGCACGCCGGACCAAGAUGGCGGCGGACUCGUUCUAAAGUUUAAUUUUUAAAUUUCGAAUACGGUGUUACAAUAAUCGAUAAGCGUACAUACAUUUUCCAUGGGAAAUCGUCGUCGUUUCGAAUCGUGCGCCGUCUGCCGUCUUAUCGCGAGUCUUGCUCGGACAUUGAUUUUCACAGAGUGCUACAUGAGUAUAGUUGCAUGUUUAUAACUUCAUUACACAGUUAUGACUCAGAGUCAUUAUGUGCCAGAAGAAUUAGGAGAUUUAUGGAUUACUAAUCUCAUCAAAAUGGUAUGAAGCAAGAAAAGUCCGCUUAAUUAUCUGCAAGACGUUGCCUAAAAGGCGUGUUGCGGGUAAGGUUCGGGCGCGGCUAUCCACGCGGUCGACCUUACUAACAGGUGAGGCGGCGACGCCACACAGAACAUGAUACUAAGGUUACCCUGUCCUUUUACGCAAACGUCGCUAGCGAGUUUACGACAAGCGCCCCCAUCCGGCCACUCCGCCGGGCCGGCCUGGUGGACCAUGAUGAACGGGGUCGGCGGCGCGCUCUACGAGGAGCCGCACGCGUCGCCACCCGGCGGCAGCCCACCGGCCGCCCCCGCUGCAGCGCCGCCGUCCGCCUCCAGCGCCUCGCCAGCCUCCGUGGGCUCCAACCCACCGCAGCCCCCGCUGCACAUCCCGGCCAAGCGCUACGAGCCGGAGCCCGGCGUCAUCCGCCACGCGCAGCAGCCCUGGGGCUACCCGCCUGAUGGGCCUGGCUCCUUCGAGCACCAGUACCCAGCCGGACCCACCUACUACAACCUGCCCGUCGAGAGGGAGCGUAAAUCCACGCUCCCAUUCUGGCCAGCAAGCAGCGGCGAGUACAAGCCGUAUGCUGAUGGUGGCUGUCAUCAAGGCUUCUCACAGCCCUGCUGGAACUACCCGUAUGGAGCCCCGCGCGGUGACCAGCCCCUGCCCUACGUGGGCGGCGAGGAGCGCAGGACGGCGGUCUCCGAAGCGUCCAGCUUCUCCCACGACGCGUAUGGUCUCCGGAACUACGCUCCCGAGUCGGUGUCCAGCGCGCCCUACCCGCCUCCAGGUUCUCUGCCCGGUUCCCUGUCGAUGUCGGUGGGCGUGGGCGUCGGCUGCGGGUCCUCGAACCCGCUGGACUGGACCGGCCAAGUGACUGUCCGCAAAAAACGCAAACCCUACUCUAAGUUCCAAACCCUCGAACUAGAGAAAGAGUUCCUCUUCAACGCUUACGUGUCGAAGCAGAAGAGGUGGGAGUUGGCGCGAAAUCUGAACCUGACAGAGCGGCAGGUGAAGAUAUGGUUCCAGAACAGACGAAUGAAGAACAAGAAGAACUCGCAGCGGCAGGCGGCGCAGGCGGCGCAGAACAACAACAACAACUCGAACGCGAACAACCACAACCACCACGGCGGGCACCACCACGCGCCGCACCACGUGGCGCUGCACCACGCGCCGCCGCCCAAGCACCAUCAGUGACCCGCGCCCUUCUCUGGGACUUACCCCCUUCACCACGGUAUAGCCAGCUAAGCAGCCGGGAAGGAAGAGUUCCAUAGGACAUUAGUGUGGAAUGUGCUCGUACUUAAGGUUCCAGGAAGACUAUGCUCAGGUUCGUUACCGAUGGACUAGACGGUUGUUCGCUAUGCCGUGACGUACGUAAUGUGGACGCUCCGGUGCCGGCCGCGCCUCAGUCCCAGAGAAUCUCGCACUAAGAUAAUAUUGUGUUGUCGAUUUGUGUAUAGUAUUAAUUACGAAAUUAUGUUCUGUAAUUUUAACGAGACUAAGUAUAUACAUGAGUAGAUAACGAUUCCUGAUAUUAAUAAUGUCUAGUAAUAGCGCUGAUUAUGUAUUUGAAAUUUAUUUAAGUACGAAUUACGAAAUAUUAAAGACGUCACCGAUGAUUUAUAGUUUCUAGAUAGUUUAUUGAAAAGAAAUUUUGUAAAAUAUUUUGUGAGACUGCUUAUUGUUGUAUUCGUAUCGCUGUUCGGAAGGUGGAUUAGUCUUUAAUCAGUUAACUUUUAUUUUCGUUACCAAAUUGUUGAACGACUCGGGUUGCUUUGGUGGCAGUUAUAGAUAUAUUAAGUUCGCGACCUGUUCACUCCGACAGACUAAGAGACAGAUGCAGCCCGCUUGCUACGUACUAGUACCUGUCACUACCAUCGACGCAUCGCAUAUGUAUACAUAAUAUAGAAAUCGCAUUAUGAUCAAAUAUUUAUUACUGUUUAAUUUCUUAUCUCAUAAUUCGUAAAUUUUGUUAUUUAAAUUAUGGAUUUCUGACAAAGCUUUAACUCGGUUCCAGUAGAAUUAUACAUUAAGUUACUGUUAUGACUUUUUUAAAUAUUGAAGUUGAUGUUAUAAUCAAUUAAUUAGGUAAUAUGGGCAAGUGCAUUAAUAUUGUCCUCUAUUGAUCAUUGUACUAUUCGCUUUAGCCUGUCUAUUACUAUUUUUAUUUUUGUUUUAGUUAAAUAUUUUAUUAUUUAUUUAUACACGAGUAUAACUACAAUCUAUUAUAAACGUAUCUUGCUCUACAUCGAACGAAUUGAGUACUCUAGGUACUUUUGAUUUGAAAUUAUUUGAAUUUUCAUCUAGUGGUCAAGUGAAAUCACUCAGUCUUAAGAUAUCUUGUACUAUUUAGCUACCUAUUUUAUAUCUAUGUACCUAAUAAAUGUUUUAUUGUAAACUUAGUAGUUUACUCCUCGGAUCUAAUUCAUUAAAUCUGUAUUGUCCCGUAAUGAUAUAGUGAAUUAAAAUUAGGUGUUUUUGUACAAAAGGGCGACCUCGUCUAGGUAACCGAAUUUCUUAAUAAAUGAGGAGCGAGGCAUCUAAUGAACCUUUGCUGAUACUUAGACGAACGGAAGACUAAUGUUAGCGAAUAUGACAUUUUGAAGCAUCAUCUAUUGUAUUGUACUAUCAGAAUACGGAUCCUCUUUGUUUCAUCAUGUUUAUCUGAAAAGCAUUACAUGAACGUAUCAAUCUAUUCAGGUAUUCAAUACGCUCUCUCGAUGAUCCAUUCGGCAGAGUUAUAGUACUAACGGUUUAAUCAAAAAUUGCUUCCUCGAUCCACAAUAGUGAUUUGCUUUUCAGAUAAAAGCCACAGAACAGCUUGACUGUGUAUUAUUCAACGAUUUCAGUAGAUACUACGAUUAGAACCAUACUUACCUAAACUAUAUAAUUGUAAUAAUUAAAGGUCUCGUAAUUAUUAUUGUACAGUUAAAUUAAUGUAGUUAAUCACGCCAGAAAAUGUGAGGUUUUGUUAAGUAUAAUGUAUAAUUAAACAUGAAUGUGCUCUCCACAGUUUUAUGACGAAUUUAGAAAGAGAAUGUAUGAAAGGGGAAAAAAUUAAAUAUUUCGUCGUGUCUCGGUCA